Molecule: messenger RNA, 9504 nt
Organism: Alosa alosa (allis shad)
Lineage: Eukaryota; Metazoa; Chordata; Actinopteri; Clupeiformes; Clupeidae
Gene: tecta
Product: tectorin alpha
Exons: 35
Coding region: 287-8242 (2651 amino acids)
Biological process (GO): cell-matrix adhesion
Molecular function (GO): protein binding
Source: RefSeq, a predicted model, not a curated record
UACGUCAUUUCCUGCACGAGGAAGCCCUUAAAUGUGUCAACAGAUCGCAAAACAAAUACAUACAGUAACAGUUAAGAGUUGCGCUCGAUGGUCGGAGUCAACGGUAAGAGAGCUGUGUUGGUGGAUUUCUCGGAAUAAUGCACCGCAUUUGAUGAAUGGGGCGUUUGGUGAGUCCCCUUCCCAUCACCACAGACUCACCAGGCUUCAUUGUCAAGAUUGGGAUCCUGAUUGAUUGACUUUCCUGUCUAACCGGAGGUGUUCCUGUGAAAGACGCCGGGGUGACACAAUGGACGGGUCAGAGGAGUUUGAGGGACGCACCAUGGUUGAGGUGAUCACUGACAAGUACAACCUGGAGAACUUCCCCUACUGUCGUGGGCCCGGCACGGGUGUGGUGGUUCUGACCAGCCCACAGAGUUCUCCAGUGAAAGGCCAGCUGAACUUGCCUCGAGUGCUCGUGCUGGACAGCUGUGGAAUCACCCAGGCUGGAGAUGAAUCAGAGGUUGCCACCUUCUGUGCCCAUGUGGUAGAGCUGGACCUUUCAAAUAACCACCUGCAAGAGUGGGGGGAGGUCUUGAAGAUCGUGUCCAACGUUCCGAAGCUGGACUUCCUCAACCUCAGCAUGAACCCUCUGAGUGGGUCACAGCUGGAGCAUGAGGCGGAGCCUUUUCUAGAGCUGCGCCACCUGGUCCUCAACAACACCCACGUGUCCUGGGGAGUCCUUCACAAACUCACUCGGGAGAUCCCAAAGCUGGAGGAGCUCUUCCUAUGUCUGAAUGAAUAUCGGUCCGUCCAGUUGUCCGAUGUGCCUUGCGCCUCCCUGCGGCUAUUACACAUCUCGGACAACCAGCUGCAGGACUGGGCCGAGGUGCGUAAGCUCGGCCUCAUGUACCCCGGGCUCCAGUCCCUCAUCCUCGCCAACAACACGCUGACCUCCAUCGAUGAGCCACAGGAGUCUCUCUGCCGCCUGUUCCCCCAGCUGCGCUGUAUCAAUCUUCAUAACACGGGUCUGAGUCGUUGGGAGGACAUUGAGAGGUUGAGCAUGUUCCCCAAGCUGCAGGAGGUCAAAGUCAUGGGGGUUCCGUUACUGCAGUCCUACAGCACCACAGAGCGAAGGAGUCUCGUGGUGGCACAGCUCCCUACAGUCACGGUGCUGAACGGGAGUGUGGUGACACCAGGAGAGAGGGAGGACGCCGAACGUUUCUUCGUCCGCUACCACGUUGAGUAUCCUGAGAAUGAGCUACCUAAAAGGUACCACAGCCUAGUGGCUCAGUACGGCCGACUGGAGCCCCUGGUGGACGUGGACCUGCGCCCCCAAAACAACGUGCUGGUGGACAUCCGCUACGGGGACCACGCGGAGCAGGUGAGCCUCAAGCUGGGGCAGACGGUGGCGGAGCUGAAGAAGGCGCUCAAGCCCCUGCUGCAGCUUCCGUGCAACAAGAUGCGCGUCUACCACGUGCCGCCGCUGCAGGGGCCUCAGGAGCUCAAGUACAACAGCCGAGCCCUGCACUCCUACAAGAUGCGCGACGGGGACGAGAUUUUGGUGGUGCCCAAGGAUCUCGGGUUCACCCAACGGGCUGCAGCCCCCUAUGGGUUCACAUGUCCCCCUGUCACAGCCACAGCUCGCGUCCACGCGCCCGACACCUCCAUUAGCAUCGGUGUCGGCCGGCUGCCGGGACUCCGUUUCACAGCGGUCCUUCCUUUUUUUGCCCCCUCCUACGGUCUGCUCAGCCUCCACCUGUUGCCCUCCUGCCCGGUCGAUGGUACCCAGGUGGAUGGGACUCUGCUUUGCUCUCACGGACGCCUGAUGCCACAGGAUAUCCUCUACCCCUUUGGACCGGCCUAUAGGGAUUUAGAGACCCCAAAGAUGGACGAUGGCAGCUCCCCAGAAAUUCCUCUCCUCAUCCCUUUUUUCUUCUUCACCAUCCCCUACCGCUCUCUCUACGUAAACAACAAUGGAGUGAUCUCCUUUGGUGUACAAGUAAGCCAGUUCACCCCUGAAGCUUUCCCCCUCAGCGACAGUCGCUCCUUCAUCGCUCCUCUCUGGGGCGACGUACACAAUGGCAUCCGAGGCGACGUGUACUAUCGUGAGACCAUGGCGGCAGACAUCCUGGAAAGGGCAACCCUGGAUGUCCGCAAGAUAUAUAAAAACAUGGGCUCCUUCACAGCCACCUGGGCCUUCAUUGCAACGUGGCAUCAGGUCACAUUUUAUGGAGGCAGCCAGACCACUCCGGUGAAUACAUUUCAGUGCGUCCUCAUUUCGGAUGGAGUAACAUUCUUCUCCAUGUUCAACUACGGAGACAUUGCCUGGAGCACAGGCACAGCCAGUGGAGGAGAUCCCCUUACCGGCCUGGGCGGAACCACAGCACAGUCAGGUUUUAAUGGCGGCGAUGUGAGUCACUUCUUCAACCUCCCUGGCUCUCGUACCAAUGAUGUCGUGAACAUUGAACAAACCACCAACGUCAACCAUCCUGGCCGAUGGUUCUUCCGGGUUGACACAGAGCAGAUAGAUCCAGCCAAUGGGUGCAGCUAUAAUGGUCGUUUCUACCGACGGGGCGAGGUGUUCUGGCUGUCAGACCAGUGCUCCCAGCGGUGCCGUUGUCUGGAUAUAGAUAAUGAGGUCUUUUGCCAGGAGGCUCCGUGUGGGCAGCUAGAAACGUGCGAACAGCUGGACGGCGCCUACUACUGCCAGCCUACGCGCACUAGCACCUGUGUGGUGUUCGGAGACCCCCACUACCACACCUUCGAUGGUUUCCUCUACCACUUCCAGGGCACCUGCUCCUACUUGUUGGCCCGUCCCUGUUGGGAGAGCCCUGGGCUUCCCUACUUCAGUGUGGAGGCCAAGAAUGAGAACCGGGGCUCUGCGAUGGUGUCCUGGCUUCGAGACGUCACUAUAGACGUUUACGGCCAUCGGAUAAAUCUGCCAAAAGGCAGCCUGGGAACAGUUCAGGUGGAUGGCCUGAUGCGGACACUUCCAGUGCAGCUUCAGCUUGGAGCUGUCCGAGUGUAUCAGUCGGGCGUGGCCGUUGCCCUGGAGACAGAUUUCGGCCUCCUGGUGACAUAUGAUGGGCAACACUACGCCUCCAUCUCCCUGCCGAGUCCUUACUUCAACAACACCUGCGGCCUGUGCGGCAACUACAACGACGAUCCGGCCGACGACCCCGUGCUGCCGGACGGCUCGCUGGCAGAGAGUGUGGUGGAGCUGGGAGGAAGCUGGAGGGCAGAGGACUUUGACUGGCGAUGCACAGAUGGCUGUGCCCACAACUGCAGUGUGUGCGACCCAACCACCGAGGCCUUCUACUUCAAGCCGGACUACUGUGGCCUCAUCAACAAGACCGACGGGCCCUUCCGAGACUGCCGUGCAGUGGUUGACCCUACUGCCUUUGUGUACAGCUGUGUGUACGACAUGUGUAGUAACCGGGAUAACAUCACCACACUGUGUCAGGCCAUACAAGCAUACGCCCUGGCAUGCCAGGCACUUGGGGUUACCAUUCGUCCCUGGAGAUCACGCACAUUCUGUGCUCUGAACUGUCCUGAGUUCAGCCACUACGAGGUGUGCACCAGCGCCUGCCCCGCCUCCUGCUCUGAGCUGACCUCCCACCUGCACUGCACACACCCUUGCACCGAGGGCUGCCAGUGCGACCAGGGCUAUGUGCUGAGCGGCAGCCGCUGUGUCCGCCACGAGGACUGCGGCUGCGAGCAGGACGGCCUCUACUACACCCUCAACGAGACCUUCUGGGCUGGGGAGGCCAGCGAGCACGGCGGCGAGUGCUCCCAGCGCUGUGUGUGCGGGCCGGCCGGCGAAGUGUCCUGCUUCACUGACUCGUGCCAGGAGGGGGAAGUGUGCAUAGCCGAGGUCGGGCUGCUGGGCUGCUACCCCCGGCGUGAGGGUGUCUGCUUCCUGUCCCAGACACAGGUCAUGUCCACGUUCGACGGCAUCGCGCUGCCAAUCCCUGAUGAGAGCUCCUUCUACCUGGUGAAACCGUGCGUGGUCAUGUCAGCCAACGUGUCUGUCGUGGAGGUGAAGAUGGGAAGAAAGCUGGUGAAUAAAGGCCCCACCUGGAUGCGACCGGUGGUCAUCAGGGUGGGUCACGUGGAGGCUCAGAUCGGUGGAUCAGAUUUUGACUCUGCAAAGCUGAAUGGAGAGCCUGUGGGUCUCCCCUAUGUCCAUCCAGUGGAUAUGCUGACGAUAUACAAGAAGGGAAACAUGACUGUUGUAGAUUGGAAUGGCCUGGUAAAAGUCCGCUACUCCCACCAUGGCCAGCUCAACGUCUCCCUCUCCACUGUCUAUUACAAUGCCACCUGUGGCCUGUGUGGCUUCUUCAACAGCGACCCCAACGACGACCUGCGCCUGCCCAACGGGCGGCAACCAGAGACAGCUGAGCUCUUUGUGGAGGGCUGGAGAGCUAUUGCGGAUGACCUGACGUGUAAUGGGGAUUGUGAGGAUCUGUAUCGCAUGUGUGUGGAUUUGCGGCUCUACCAGAGCCCUUGGCUCUGCGGGAACAUCAACGACCCGGGCAACAGCUCCUUCCUGGCGUGCCACAUGGCCGUCAACCCCUCGCCGUUCUUCAGAAACUGCCUCUAUAACAUGUGUGUGAAAGAGGGCAACCGCUCAGCGCUCUGUUCCUCCCUACAUGCCUAUGCCUCAGCCUGCCAGGAUGCACAGAUCAGUUUAGGAGCCUGGCGAACUGCCACCAAUUGCCCUCUGCCCUGCCCUGAGAACAGCCACUUUGAGGAGUGCGCCAGCUCCUGUCCAGUGACCUGCACCAACCUGGACGAGCUGGACGAGCCGUGCCCGCUGCCCUGUGCCGAGGGCUGCCAGUGCGAGGAGGGCUAUGCUCUCCGGGACGGGCAGUGCGUGGCGCGGAGCGACUGCGGCUGCAUGUACAUGGGUCGGCAGCUGGCCACCAACGAGACCUUCUGGACAGACUGGGAGUGCCAAGAGCGCUGCUUCUGCAACGGUACCGACAACAGCGUCUACUGCCAGUUCGCCCCCUGCGACACCGAGGAGUUCUGCCAGGAGGACGAGGACCUCUACUUCUGCCAGCCGCGCACCGAGGCGCUGUGCGCCGUCGCCGGCUACAGCCACUUCCUGCCGUUCAGCGGCAUUCCGUUCGACCUACAGAGCAGCUGCUCGCUGAUGCUGGCCACCACGCAGUGCGGGGAGGAUGAUGAUGGGCUGCCCCAGUUCAAGCUGUUUAUCCGGAACGAGGAACGAGACACGCAGCAGUCGAUCUGGGUCCGGGGCUUUGUCCUGGAGGUGUAUGGCUAUGAGAUUGAAGUGUCACGGAGCUACAAGAACACUGUCACGGUGAAUAAGGAGCGCCUGUAUCUGCCUCUGAAAUUGGGCCCGAGCAAGGUCAAUAUCUACACCCUCGGUCUGCAGCUGAUGGUGGAGACAGAUUUUGGCCUCAAAGUGGCCUUUGACUGGAACACCCGCGUGCUGCUGUCCCUGCCACGCAGCCUCUACAACGCCACCUGCGGGCUUUGCCAAGGAGUGCCCCUGUCUGGUUCUAGCACCACUGUCACUCAAUGGGGCAUGACAUGGGCAAAGCGCGAGACGUUCUGCCAGGUGGGGUGUGGCGACUCGUGUCCCAGCUGUGGGAACGCGGAGAGGUCUGCAGAAGGCCCCGUGCUGUGUGGGCUGCUGGUGGACCGCGGCAGCGUGUUCGCCCACUGCCACAGUAUGGUGCCGCCGCCGUACUUCUACCAGAGCUGCCUGCAGGACGCCUGCCUGGACCAGGGGGCGCGCGAGACCAUCUGCAACUGGCUCCAGAUCUACGCCAGCACCUGCCAGACUCAGGGAGUGCCCAUCAUUGGCUGGAGGAGCAACACACCAUGCACUGUGUCAUGCCCAGCAAACAGUCACUAUGCCAGCUGCAUGAUGGUGUGCCAACCCCAGUGUGCCCCGGCCCGUGGGCAGCGUGACUGUAACCAGUACUGUGUGGAGGGAUGCCAAUGUGACCAGGGAUAUGUGCUCAACGGCAAGAGCUGCAUCCUCAGUCAGAACUGUGGCUGCUACACCAACAGCAAAUAUUACGAGCCUAAGCAGCUGUUCUGGAACAGCGACUGUACCAAGCGCUGCCAGUGCAUCGGGAGGAAUCUGAUCCAGUGCGACCCCCGCCGCUGUAAGGCCGAGGAGGAGUGCACGCUGCGCAACGGCGUGAGAGGCUGCUUCGCCCGACGCACCCAGCACUGCGUCGCCUCGGGCGGUGGAGUGUUCCGGACCUUCGACGGCGCCUCUCUCCGUUUGCCUGCCUCCUGUUCGUUUGUCCUCUCCACCAUCUGCCACAAGCUGCCAGAGCUCUCGUUCCAGCUCAUCGCCAACUUCGACAAGUGGAGCACGCCAAACCUCACCACUAUCUCACACGCCUACCUGUACAUCAAUGAGGAGAACAUUCUCAUCUCUGGGAGCACGGUCAAGGUAAAUGGUACCCCUGUGACAGUACCUUUUGUCACGGGCCUGAUGACACGCGUGUCCACCUCAGAGGGCUUCCUGGUCAUUGACACGCCCCAGGAGAUCCAGGUGCGCUACAACCGCUUUAACACCCUGAGCAUCACCAUGGGGCCCCGGCUGCAGAACAAGGUGUGCGGCCUCUGCGGCAACUUCAACGGUGACCCCACUGAUGACUACAUCACCUCCCGCGGCAAACCAGCCACCAGCGCCCUGGAGCUCGCGCAGAGCUGGAAGACCAAUGGCAUGCAAUACAGCUGUGAUGAGACCCAGUAUGUGGCCCUGGCCCAGUCCUGUGAUAACACGGCCGUGGCAGCCCUUCAGGCUGAGGACAGCUGCCUAAAGCUCACUGAGAUGAAGGGUUUCUUCCAGCCCUGCCACGGCCUGCUGGACCCCAGGCCCUUCUACCAGUCCUGCUAUCUGGACGGCUGCUACAACCACCACAAGGCCCAGGUGUGCGGCUCCAUGGCGGCAUACGCCGAAGCGUGCCGCUCCUUUGGCACGCUCACGACCAAGUGGAUCACCCAGGAAAACUGCUGUAAGGGGAUGGCACCACAUACCAGUCAGAUUUAUCUGGACCUGUCUUUAGCAGAAUGGAUCUAUGACCCCUGUGCCGGAGAGAUCUGCACAAACAACACAUGUGAGCAGGAGAAUGGAGGAGACCUGUGUGGUUGUCCGGAACUGCCCAGCAAUGAGAUAGGAGAGGAUGACAUCCUUCAGGCAGAGGUGAUAUGUAAGCAUGCUCGGAUGGAGGUCUCUAUAUCCAAGUGCAGGCUCUUCCAGCUGGGCUUUGAGCGGGAGGAUGUGCGCAUCAACGACCAGCACUGCCCUGCCAUAGAGGGAGAGGGCUACAUCUCUUUCCACAUCAACAACACCAAAGGUCACUGUGGCUCCAUUGUACAGUCUAAUGGAACACAUAUCAUGUACAAGAACACUGUCUGGAUAGAGAGUGUGAACAAUACAGGAAAUAUUGUGACACGUGACAAAACAAUCAAUGUGGAGUUCUCCUGUGCCUAUGAGCUGGACAUCAAGAUCUCCCUGGAGACGGUGCUAAGACCCAUGCUAAGUGUCAUAAACCUCACGCUGCCAACUCAAGAGGGAAGCUUCAUCACCAAAAUGGCUCUUUAUAAGAACUCCUCCUACCGCCAACCUUACCGAGAGGGCGAAGUCAUGCUCAGCACGCGAGACAUUCUGUAUGUUGGCGUAUUCGUGGAGGGGGCAGAUGCGCGGCAGCUCAUCCUCAUCGUGAACAUGUGCUGGGCCACUCCCUCCCGCUACAGCACUGACCGACUGCGCUACAUUAUCAUAGAAAGAGGCUGUCCCAACGUCAAAGACAACACCAUUGGCAUGGCUGAGAAUGGCGUCUCUCUUACAUGCCGAUUCCAUGUUACUGUGUUCAAGUUCAUUGGUGACUAUGAUGAGGUCCAUCUUCACUGUGAUGUCACACUCUGUGACUCUGAAGUCCAACCAUGUAAAGUGAACUGCCCACACAGCAGGAGAAUGUACUCAGGAGAAACUGAACACAGGCAACAGCAGAUACUGUCCAUAGGACCCAUCAAACGUAGAGAGACCGACUGGUGUGAAGACAACAAUGGAGGCUGUGAACAGAUGUGCACCAGCCAGAUGAGGGGACCAGUGUGUAGCUGUGUCACAGGAAUGCUCCAGAAAGAUAGGAGAAGCUGCAGAGUGGCUGGUUCUGGUGCUCAACUCCAACCUCUCAUUCCUCUGGUAAUUUUUGGAGUGACCUAUGCUCUUCUGACCCUCACACACACAUUGUCCUGUUUGUCCUAACCCUUCAUGCAACCACACAAGGGAGGAGAGAGGUGGGAAGGACCCAGAUUGAUGGCAAGUAAUUGAGAGACAAGGAGAAAAGGAGCAGCGUAAGAAAACUGAGCAUCCAUUCAAAAAGCGUCACCAUAAAGCAAUAAUAAAACCAAAACACUGCCGAGAAGAAUCAUCAGCCGCAUCUGUUCAAUGAUGUGAAGGACAUCACACAGUGAUCAGCCUUUUUUUAUAUUGGGGCCCUGUGUCUGAAGGCACUGGAGAUAUCCAAUGAGACAACCCCAGAACGCAACAAAUCAAAACAGAUCGGGUUUAGACGUGAACAAAAUAAUUGAACAGGAACAAUACAAACUGUGUCAGAAUUUCAAAAGUAAAUAUAGUGGACAAUAAAAAGUGUGACUUGGCAAAAUUAUCUCAGAAUUGAUAAAACCUAGUGAAUCUAAUGUUUUAGAUGCAGAAUAUGCCUAUUCUAUCAUCACUUUUGUUUCUUCUGUUGUGUUUUACGAAAGGCUUUGGUAUAAUUAUGUAAAAAGGCUUUAUAUUUGGGCAUUGACUGAGAAAUAGAACUAGUUUGUGCAAAAAAAAUUCAACUACCAAAGCCUUUGGUAAAUGCCGUCACAUUUGUCUUUGGUGCCGAUGCCAGUUUGUCUGCUGUGAUUCUCUGGAUUGAUUCAUAUUUAUGUAAAAUUUCUCAAUGAAAUGAAGCACACAGCUAUACUAUAGCCAAUUAUGAAGCAACUGUGAUUUGCAAUAAAAGAAACCACUUGAACAUGUGACAGUUAUCACUGAAAUGUUGAGAUGUUGUUCUGACAGUGUGGCAUUGUAUUAGAGUUUGAUGAGGUUCUUCAAAAAGGUAACGAUCACAAACACCCACAAUGCAACAUUUUUUUUCAAUUCGUCAUAUUUUUACAGAGUAUUAAUGUGUGAAUGUGAAACAAAUUCAAAGUGUUUAAGUAACAUAUAGCAAAAAAAUGUAGAAUGUGAAUACAAAUUUGUUUAAUAUUUUUGAACACACACUAGUGUCUUAAAAUGUUAAUUUUUGCCAAUUAUUUUGAUCCUGUGAAAUGAAAUUUCAUGAAUGAAAGAAUGAUGGUUGCUGGUGGCACCUUGUGGUGACUCCAAAAGCACUGUCCUUUGGUUAUAGUUGAGUCCAAGGGACACCAUCACUGUUGUAUAAAAGGGCAUUCCUUUCCGAUCUGAUCACUAAAUGGAUGUUUGAGGCAUAAAUAAAAAGAAAUCCCAGACUUUAAUUCUGUGGUUCAUGCACAAAA